GCGUCCGAGGGCUGGGGCCGCCCACCAGGCGGCCAUGCACGGCGAGCCCAGGGUGGCAGCGUCCAUGGAGCAAAAGGAAUGCCGGGACCGUGGGCACUCCGACUGGGGCCAGCCUCAGCAUCCACAGCCAACACACAGAUAGCAGAGCCGCCUCGGGGUUGAAACAUGAUUCCCGUGACAGAGCUCCGCUACUUUGCGGACACGCAGCCCGCUUACCGGAUCCUGAAGCCGUGGUGGGACGUGUUCACCGACUACAUCUCCAUUGUCAUGCUCAUGAUCGCUGUCUUUGGUGGGACGCUGCAGGUCACACAGGACAAGAUGAUCUGCCUGCCUUGUAAAUGGGUCACCAGGGACUCCUGCAAUGACUCAUUCCGGGGCUGGGCAGCCCCUAGUCCAGAGCCCACCUAUCCCAACUCCACAAUCCUGCCAAGCCCCGACACAGGUCCCACGGGCAUCAAGUACGACCUGGACCGCCACCAGUACAACUACGUGGACGCUGUGUGCUAUGAGAACCGCCUGCACUGGUUUGCCAAGUACUUCCCCUACCUCGUACUGCUGCACACGCUCAUCUUCCUGGCCUGUAGCAACUUCUGGUUCAAGUUCCCACGCACCAGCUCAAAGCUAGAGCACUUUGUGUCUAUCCUACUCAAGUGCUUUGAUUCGCCUUGGACCACGAGGGCCCUGUCCGAGACCGUGGUGGAGGAGAGCGACCCCAAGCCAGCCUUCAGCAAGAUGAACGGUUCCAUGGACAAGAAGUCCUCGACCGUGAGCGAGGACGUGGAGGCCACCGUGCCCAUGCUUCAGCGGACCAAGUCGAGGAUUGAGCAGGGCAUCGUGGACCGCUCUGAGACGGGUGUGCUGGACAAGAAGGAGGGGGAGCAGGCCAAGGCACUGUUUGAGAAGGUGAAGAAGUUCCGGACGCACGUGGAGGAGGGCGACAUCGUGUACCGCCUGUACAUGCGGCAGACCAUCAUCAAAGUGAUCAAGUUCAUCCUCAUCAUCUGCUAUACUGUCUACUACGUGCACAACAUCAAGUUUGACGUGGACUGCACCGUGGACAUCGAGAGCCUGACGGGCUACCGCACCUACCGCUGCGCCCAUCCUCUGGCCACACUCUUCAAGAUCCUAGCGUCCUUCUACAUCAGCCUGGUCAUCUUCUACGGCCUCAUCUGCAUGUACACACUGUGGUGGAUGCUGCGGCGCUCGCUCAAGAAGUACUCGUUUGAGUCGAUCCGGGAGGAGAGCAGCUAUAGCGACAUCCCCGAUGUCAAGAACGACUUCGCCUUCAUGCUGCACCUCAUCGACCAGUACGACCCACUCUACUCCAAGCGCUUCGCCGUCUUCCUGUCAGAAGUGAGUGAGAACAAGCUGCGGCAGCUGAACCUCAACAACGAGUGGACCUUGGACAAGCUGCGGCAGCGGCUCACCAAGAACGCCCAGGACAAGCUGGAGCUGCACCUGUUCAUGCUCAGCGGUAUCCCUGACACUGUGUUCGACCUGGUCGAGCUGGAGGUCCUGAAGCUGGAGCUCAUCCCCGACGUGACCAUCCCACCCAGCAUUGCCCAGCUCACGGGCCUCAAGGAGCUGUGGCUGUACCACACGGCUGCUAAGAUCGAGGCUCCGGCCCUGGCCUUCCUUCGGGAGAACCUGCGGGCAUUGCACAUCAAGUUCACCGAUAUCAAGGAGAUCCCACUGUGGAUCUACAGCCUCAAGACGCUAGAGGAACUGCACCUGACGGGCAACCUGAGUGCGGAGAACAACCGCUACAUCGUCAUUGACGGGCUGCGGGAGCUCAAGCGCCUCAAGGUGCUACGGCUCAAGAGCAACCUGAGCAAGCUGCCCCAGGUGGUCACGGACGUGGGUGUGCACCUGCAGAAGCUGUCCAUCAACAACGAGGGCACCAAGCUCAUCGUCCUCAACAGCCUCAAGAAGAUGGUGAACCUGACCGAGCUGGAGCUGAUCCGCUGCGACCUGGAGCGCAUCCCCCACUCCAUCUUCAGCCUGCACAACCUGCAGGAGAUCGACCUCAAGGACAACAACCUGAAGACCAUUGAGGAGAUCAUCAGCUUCCAGCACCUGCACCGUCUCACCUGCCUUAAGCUGUGGUACAACCACAUCGCCUACAUCCCCAUCCAGAUCGGCAACCUUACCAACCUGGAGCGCCUCUAUCUAAACCGCAACAAGAUUGAGAAGAUCCCCACCCAGCUCUUCUACUGCCGCAAGCUGCGCUACCUGGACCUCAGCCACAACAACCUGACCUUCCUCCCCGCUGACAUCGGCCUCCUGCAGAACCUCCAGAAUCUGGCUGUCACAGCCAAUCGGAUCGAGGCGCUCCCUCCAGAGCUCUUCCAGUGCCGGAAGCUGCGGGCCCUGCACCUGGGCAACAACGUGCUGCAGUCCCUGCCCUCGCGGGUGGGUGAGCUGACCAACCUGACACAGAUCGAGCUGCGGGGCAACAGGCUGGAGUGCCUGCCCGUGGAGCUGGGCGAGUGCCCUCUGCUCAAGCGCAGUGGCCUGGUGGUGGAGGAGGACUUGUUCAACACGCUGCCGCCCGAGGUGAAGGAGCGGCUCUGGAGGGCCGACAAGGAGCAGGCCUGAGCAGGGCAUCCGCCAGCUAACAGCGGGACCCCCUCCACGCCCACCCCGGCCAGCAGCCAGGCCCCUCCAGGGCUCCUCUGGACAGCAGCCCAAGUUCAGCAGGCAGAGCGGGGGGGCCGGGCAUGAGCCAGGCCAGGUGAGAAGACAGUGUCUGAGGGGCUGGCCCCUCCUGCCCGGCGGGGCAGGCGCCCAGCUCAGGGCACCUAUGUGGACAAUCAGGGUCUCCACCCUGGGGGCAUCUCUGUCUGGGAUCAGAGGCCAUGCCGGCGCCAGCAGCCCAGGGACUGGAACUCAUUAGCUCUUGGUAUUUAUUUCCCUCCACCUCCCUCCUCUUCCUUCUAGAUCACACACAUUCCCACGAAAACUCAGCUCUGUCUCUGAGCAGGCCAGUGUUUCCCCUCUUCCCUUUGGGGUGAUACCCACAGAAGUGGGUGCCCACUCACACUUGGUUGAGUGGUGGAGGAUGAGCAGCUGCAAGGGCCCCAGGCCGGGCUCUGGUGUUGGAGCGGAGAGCGCAGAGCCCGUUGCAGGGUAGCAGGGCUGGGCCUGGGUCCUGCUCGAUCAGUUCUUGUGACAGUUUUAGAUUUUUAAUUAAAAACAACAACAACAACAUUUUUUUAAGCUUUGAAAAUGGAUGGUUUGGGUAUUAAAAAGAAAAGAAAA
Molecule: messenger RNA, 3261 nt
Organism: Dipodomys ordii (Ord's kangaroo rat)
Lineage: Eukaryota; Metazoa; Chordata; Mammalia; Rodentia; Heteromyidae
Gene: Lrrc8a
Product: leucine rich repeat containing 8 family, member A
Exons: 4
Coding region: 166-2598 (810 amino acids)
Molecular function (GO): protein binding
Source: RefSeq, a predicted model, not a curated record